Messenger RNA from Polyodon spathula (Mississippi paddlefish), 1885 nucleotides. RefSeq names its product alpha/beta hydrolase domain-containing protein 17B. The record is from RefSeq and is a predicted model, not a curated record. Gene Ontology annotation, biological process: protein depalmitoylation. The transcript has 5 exons. Gene Ontology annotation, cellular component: plasma membrane; endosome membrane. The coding region runs from base 508 to 1374 and encodes 288 amino acids. Gene Ontology annotation, molecular function: palmitoyl-(protein) hydrolase activity. NCBI's taxonomy places the organism in Eukaryota, Metazoa, Chordata, Actinopteri, Acipenseriformes, Polyodontidae.
CUAUUGGUUGAAAUCACUUUCAAUCUGCUCCAUACCCUCGCCUCCUGUCGCCCACUGCAUACAUAAGGUAGUAUAAUAAGAAUACGGUACAAAAGGUUAUUGUCUGCUGCAGGUUCAAGGGAUAGAACGGGUUUGACUGAAGGGGUCGGGGUUUAGGUUACCAGGAUUAAAGGCUGUUUGUCACUUUUCGAUUUUUUUUUUUAGCCAAGACUCAGCACAACUGCCGCACAUGUUCACGCGAUUAUUUAAUAUAGCGGGACAGAGCCGAGUUAAGGUUUUUCUCAGAUCGAGCGAAAGAACAGUGUGGUUUGAGAACGCCGGGGGUGGCUCCAGACAUCGUGUGUUAUUGUGAUUAUUGUUAUUUGCACCACUUCAACUGCUGCUGGACUUCCAGGGUACAGUUGGAUCAAAAACCAGGAGGGACACCGACCCUCCAGGACCAGGAUUGAACACUCCUGCUCAAAACGGACACAGCCUUAUUCUACCAACAAACAUUCAGAACACAAAAUGAAUAACCUUUCCUUUAGUGAGCUGUGUUGCCUGUUUUGCUGCCCUCCGUGUCCUAGCAAGAUUGCCUCAAAACUUGCUUUCCUACCCCCCAACCCCACAUACACCCUGAUAUGUGAUGAGAGCGGCAGCCGGUGGACUCUGCACCUCUCGGAACGAGCAGACUGGCAGUACUCGGCCAGGGAAAAGGAUGCCAUUGAGUGCUUCAUGACCAGGACCAGUCGAGGAAACAGAGUAGCCUGUAUGUUUGUUCGCUGUUCCCCAAAUGCCAAGUUUACCCUGCUCUUCUCUCACGGGAAUGCUGUGGACUUGGGCCAGAUGAGCAGCUUUUACAUUGGAUUGGGCUCUCGAAUAAACUGCAAUAUCUUCUCCUACGAUUAUUCUGGGUAUGGAGCAAGUUCUGGGAAGCCAUCAGAGAAAAACCUCUAUGCAGACGUUGAUGCUGCCUGGCAGGCACUCCGGACACGGUACGGUAUCCGCCCUGAAAAUGUGAUCAUAUAUGGCCAGAGUAUAGGAACAGUACCAUCUGUGGACCUCGCUGCACAGUAUGAGAGUGCAGCUGUCAUUCUGCAUUCUCCCCUGACCUCUGGAAUGCGGGUAGCUUUUCCAGAUACAAGGAAGACGUAUUGUUUUGAUGCGUUUCCAAACAUUGACAAAAUUUCUAAGAUUACCUCUCCAGUGUUGAUUAUCCACGGAACAGAAGAUGAAGUCAUAGAUUUUUCACACGGACUAGCACUAUAUGACCGCUGUCAAAGACCAGUGGAGCCAUUAUGGGUGGAAGGAGCUGGCCAUAAUGACGUGGAGCUUUAUGGACAGUACCUUGAAAGAUUAAAACAGUUUGUUGCACAUGAGCUGGUGAAUUUGUAAAAAAAAAAAAAAAAAAAAAAAAAAAAAAACUUUAAAAUGUAACUGUGAAUUUGUUUUGUUUCAUUGUUGUUUCUUGUCAUAUCAAUGUGGUAAAUAAGAUGUAAACCUGAGGGUUUUGUUUGCAAAACAAGUUUGCUGCCUUUUAAGAAAUGUGCAGGUUAUGAUUUGUAGAUAUUAAUAAUGAAGGUUUAUUUAAAAAAAAAAAAAAAAAAAAAAAAAAUGCUGGAAUACUAUAAUGCAGUCAGUCUAACUAGUUAACUAAUUUCUGUACUUGGUUCAAAGAAAGGUAAGGAUUUUUAUUUCAUUUUUUUAAUUCUUAACUGAAAAUAUAUGUAAUAUUUAAAAAGUACUGUACACAAAUAUAAUAAUAUAAAUUUAGAAAAUUGCUGAGGAAGUGUUGCCAAAUGUUCAGCAUGUCAGAAGCAUAUUUGUACGGAAACAUUUUUUAAAAAUCACAAGUAAGCUGAAAUGUAUGUUUGUCUGUUUUUUCAAAGAUAUUGUUUUACUAUGU